This is a messenger RNA of Acanthamoeba castellanii str. Neff, 270 nucleotides long. RefSeq lists its product as uncharacterized. The coding region runs from base 1 to 270 and encodes 89 amino acids. The record is from RefSeq and is a predicted model, not a curated record. Lineage: Eukaryota; Discosea; Longamoebia; Acanthamoebidae. The transcript has 2 exons.
AUGAAGCGAGCGGAGAAGGCGCGAUCGGACAAGCAAAACUCAUGGAAGAAGUUCGCCGACAAGAAGGCCACCAAGAGGAAGGUCGGCUUCAUGACCGGUAUGAGGAAGGAGAGCAUCUUCAAGACGUCCGACUCCUUCACGGGCAAGGUCGGCGUCACCGGGUCGGGCAAGGAGAUGACGAAGCAGAUGGAGGACAUCAGGGUCAAGUACAAGAAGAAGAUGGCCGUGCCCUCGCCCUCGGCACUCGACGCCAACCUCGGCACCCUCUGA